Molecule: messenger RNA, 405 nt
Organism: Necator americanus (New World hookworm)
Lineage: Eukaryota; Metazoa; Nematoda; Chromadorea; Rhabditida; Ancylostomatidae
Exons: 1
Coding region: 1-405 (134 amino acids)
Source: RefSeq, a predicted model, not a curated record
AUGCCACUCUGUCUCACCUUCAUCUACUUUAAGAAGGCCUUCGACUCAGUUGAGACGGAAGCGGUCGUGGAAGCCUUGGAGAACCAAGGCGUCCCUACUCAGUAUAUAAAGGUACUUCGAGAGUUGUACAGUAACUUCACGACCGGAAUUUCGCCAUUCUACCAGAAUAUCAUCAUUGACGUGAAGAGGGGAGUCCGACAGGGUGAUACAAUCUCACCUAAAAUAUUCACAGCCACCUUCGAGAACGCAAUGCGAAAGUUGGAAUGGGACGACAUGGGAGUAAAGGUUGAUGGUCGGCAGCCACACCAUUUGCGCUUUGCUGAUGACAUUGUAGUGAUAACACCUAGCAUCAGCCAAGCGGAACGAAUGCUGACCGAAUUCGACGAAGCAUCGGUCUUCAGCUGA